UUCACGCAUGUCGUAUGUCAGGAAAGGAGAUUUUUGUGCUUCGAAGCAUACAAUAAUUAAAAAACACUCGGUUUCCUCGCGAAACAAUCCGUUCUAGCGCCAAACCGUGGACAAUAAUACCAAUAAAUUAAUAUUUGUGCGUUAAGUGUGUCGGUGCCGUCGCUUUUUUAAAUUAACUAAGUCGCUGAUCCUUGAACUAUAUCUGUAUAUUAUAGCCCCUAAAUUAUAUUAUUUAGAGUUGUUUGCGUCGUUUCCUGUAUUCGUGCGACAAUCGUAAUAUUCAAAAUUAGUAAAAAAGUUUUGUAACAAAGUGACCUUUGCGGUAGUAAAUAGUUAUGUGUUUAGCAAUGUUUGCCGGUUUAGCAAAUUUCCGAGUGCACGUAAAAAAGAUAAUUUGAUGAAGAAACUGUCUACCGAUGAUAUUGGCUGUGAGAGCUUUGGACACACCCUUUUCAUUCCCAUUUCCCUACCAUAUUUCCUAGCGACAUUCCUGUAAAUAAUUUUUAAACACUGCCAAUUAAUUUUAAAUACAAUAAUAAUUAUCAUAGUAAUAUUCCAUUUAUUCAUUCCAUACAUUAGAGAUUUCGAACCCAGUGUCUUUGCCAGUGAUAAAAAAUAAAUAAAAAUAAAUAUUUUUUGUCUAUGAACACAGUUCACCCGCUUUUAAAAAAUUAUUAUAUUAUCUACUGUUUUGUAGAUAUACGUUAAGUAUAGAGUUUUGUACCCUUAUAGAUUAUAAAAUUUUUCAUGAUUAUCUAUAAAUAACUUGAAAAAAAUUGCACCACUAUAUUUUUAAGCACACAAAGUUAUCUAGUAAUAAAUAUUUAUUGAAUUAAAUAUAAAACAAUUUACUAAAUAAAAGCAAUAAAUUAGCUUAACGUUUACAUAUAGAGUAAAUAUACAUAUAGUUUUUCUAACUCUAAGCUAAAUAUAUAGCUUUAUUUUUUAAUCGAUUCGUAUUUAAAAAUCUAAAUCGCGUGCCAUAGUAUAAUACGGAAGUCUAACACGGUUGCCGUUAUCCCAAUAACGUCGUUUCCAUUAUCCCGGUAACUUCGUUUCCGCUAUCCCGGUAACUUCGUUUCCGCUAUCCCGGUAACUUCGAUUCCGCUAUCCCGGUAACUUCGUUUCCGUUAUCCCGGUCCCUUGCAACGAUGGUGUGAACGGCAAUAAAAUGAGUUCCUCGCCAGCCGUCGAGCCGACGACGCCAGCCGCGCCCGCGUCGCCCGCGGUCCGACCGCCGGAGUACCCGCAGUUUCAUACGUCGACGCCGAAUUAUCUAAAGAAGACUCAUCAGCCCUUAAGUGUCGUACUCUCGAAUUCUGCGCCUUCGUCGCCGCCUACAUACGGAGAGCCUACACUCACGCCUCCGCCCCGCUCGCCCGGGGCUCCGCUAUCGACCCCCGCGUCUGGAGACAGCAGGGCGCAGCCCCCGGACGGCACUUCUUCUGAUAAGUCGUCGGAAACGGCCGUUGGCGUACCGCGCAACGCAAGCACGGCGUUGUCACGCAAGGAGAGCUAUAAGGCGCAACGUCAACAUUAUAGAAAGGAGAAGAAAAGAGCGGCGACUGCGUUGUUGCACUCUAUAGAGGACCCGUCGGUUGUUGUGCUCGCUGAUUGGCUAAAGGUUCGCGGAUCAUUGAAAUCAUGGACUAAAUUAUGGUGCGUGCUAAAACCUGGUUUAUUGCUUCUAUAUAAGAGUCCGAAAGCCAAGCGAAGCCACUGGGUAGGCACAGUGUUACUAACGUCUUGCCAAGUAAUAGAGAGACCGAGCAAAAAGGACGGUUUCUGCUUCAAGCUAUACCAUCCGCUUGAACAGAGCAUUUGGGCACCGAGGGGACCGCACAACGAGACUAUUGGUGCAGUAGUACAACCGUUGCCAACCGCGCACCUAAUAUUCCGAGCGCCGUCACAAGCGGCCGGCCACUGUUGGCUCGACGGGCUCGAACUGGCCCUGCGCUGUAGUAAUGCUAUGCUCAGAUGUUCCCGUUCAAGACCAGAGCAAGCUGUAGAUGCUCCUGCGUCACAGACGAAUAUAUCUCAUGAGGAAUUGGAGAAACAUUUUAAUGAGCACGUAUUCUCACCAGACACGACAGUAUCCACCCCGUACUUACCCCGCAAACGACCCCCAAAACGAUCUUCCUCAAGCGACAACAUGAAAACCGAAAGGCUAGAAGUGAAACAAAUUCGCCACAGGAGUUUAACCUCUAGCCCCAUGAACUUAGAGUUGAUUCGCAAAUCACCAAUCUUGAAAUUCUUCGACAUGCCCAAAUUGGUCUUAAAACAAGGCACCAAAAAAGAGGAGCUGUCAAAAUACGAUAGACGUAGUUCUACGCCGUCUAUACGCAAAUCGAAAGCUGCGCAAAAACGUAUAAGCGAAUUGCGCGAAUCUGGAGCUAAAACGGACUCGGAAAAUGAUGAAUCGUUCCAUAGUAAGCUAAAAAGAAGGUUGGCUAAUUCUGAGGUCAUUUGCGAUACGCCAGAGAAUAUCUUGAUAACUAAAACGGCGCCGAGUGACGAAAGAUUCAGGGAUACGACCACUUCGUCGUCGGAGGAUCUGGAUGUACAAGGGUGUAGUGUUAGAACGAGUCCAUACAAGAAAUACUCGCUGAUAGACUAUCACAAACUACCCUCAAUCAGUUAUGAAGCGUCACAAACUGAACGCAGAGACGACAGGAUCAGUCAGGACAGUGUGUAUGUCGCUGGGAAGGUUGUUACCGAACUAGCGGGUGCCGCGUCUGAUACAGACAGUGAGGGAUCCCGUGGCGGGAUGCCGGAGGUCCAGCCGGAUCCUGUUGUUAGAAAACGGGAUAUAAUAGCGAGGAUAGAGGCGCUAUAUGUUGAAGAUCCGGACAGAGAGAUUGGCGCGGCAGGGGAGCUAGUAGAAGAAGUGGCGGAAGAAAACAAGUCGCUCCUAUGGUUCCUGCUGAAACAGGUCCGUCCCGGGAUGGACCUCAGCAAGGUGGUGUUGCCGACCUUCAUCCUGGAGCCGAGGUCGUUCCUGGAUAAAUUGUCGGAUAAUUAUUAUCAUGCGGAUUUGUUGGGACAGGCACAAUCCCUAGACGACCCUUACCAACGUUUCAAGGGUGUACUCCGUUGGUACCUAUCCGGUCUAUACCGCAAGCCCAAGGGCCUCAAGAAGCCCUACAACCCGGUGCUGGGAGAGACCUUCCGUUGUUGCUGGCGGCACUCGAACGAUAAUUAUACGUAUUAUAUUGCUGAACAGGUAUCGCAUCACCCGCCGGUGUCGGCUUUCUAUAUAUCCAAUAGAAAGGAGGGCUUCGUGAUAGAAGGCAGCUUGUUGGCUAGGUCUAAGUUUUAUGGUAAUUCAACAUCAGCCAUACUAGAAGGUUGCGCGCGUAUACAAUUUCUCAACUGGGGAGAAACAUACAUAACGACUGCGCCGUACGCACACUGCAAGGGGAUAGUUAUCGGCACGCUUAGUAUGGAGCUUGGUGGAAAAGUGCACAUUAUAUGCCAAGAGACGGGAUAUCAGGCUGAUGUCGAAUUCAAAUUAAGAUCGUUCCUCGGCGGCGCGGAUCAAACGAACGCAAUUUCCGGACGAAUAAAGCGCGGGAAAGACACAAUAGCAACGAUCGACGGGUAUUGGGACGGACGGAUCGACAUAAAGGACAAGAGGAGCGGGGAAGAAUCCAGUCUCCUCGACGUUUCAAUACUAAAAGAACAACGCUUACCUCGCUUUCUAGUAAAUAUAGAUAAACAGCACGAGUGGGAGUCGCAGAGGCUGUGGAUUAAAGUGUCAGAGGCUAUACAUAAUGAGGAUCAGGUGGUAGCGACGGAACAAAAAACGAUAAUCGAAGAAGCGCAACGCACACGAGCCCGCAACCUGACGGCCCCCUGGGUGCCGAGACUGUUCCACAGGGACUCCGCCGGCACUCCGCCUGAGGGUAUAGUUGAUCAAGGAUGGAGAUAUAAUCAUUCAGACACAAGCCCAUGGCAAGCGGACGAAAUAAUAGAGUACGAAGACGACUUCGUGAUCCGCUCCGUGAAGUCGGGUCCUUCGAGCCUAGGGGGUGUUGGGGGUGUUGGAGGUGUUGGAGGUGUUGGGGGUGCGAGGUUGAGGGACCUGCCAAGAUCGGAUUCGGACAGUCACGACGAUUUGGCGCCUAGGUCUAAGACCAACACGCGAACAAUGAAACAAACGCUAUACUCGAUAGACUCAACGCUCCGCGAACAAUCGCUGGCCAUAGAACGACUUUCUAGAACAGUCGAGAUGUUGAACGAGAACCAAAGGGCGGCGACAUACAGGCCACAGAACAUGGGCCGAGUGCCAUCGACGAACCACUCGUGGGACUUGUUUGCCGGUUUCGUGCUGGCCAUGCUCCUGCAGUCGCUGCUCAACUGGCUGUUCUAUAAAAAAGAUUGAGUGACAGCUGACAGUUGACGUUUGACAGUUGACAGUGACAGUUGACGUGUCGAGUUUUUUUUUCGUCUGUGCCGGGCGCGCUGGCGCGGUUUUUCGUUUGACAGGUGGUGGGCGGGUGGUGUUUAAAAAAAAUGUUGUUUUUUUUUAUUUCAUGCCAGUUGAAAUAAAUUGUUUUGUUUAAAUGCCAAUUGUAAUGAUGUUUGUAUUGAUUUAUAAAUGUAAUGCCAAUAAAUAAUUGAUUAGAAUGCAUUAAUUGUAAAAAUUUGCGUUUUUAGGGACAAAAUAUUUACAGUUUUCAUAUUGUUUUA
Molecule: messenger RNA, 4692 nt
Organism: Colias croceus (clouded yellow)
Lineage: Eukaryota; Metazoa; Arthropoda; Insecta; Lepidoptera; Pieridae
Gene: Orp8
Product: oxysterol-binding protein-related protein 8
Exons: 23
Coding region: 1172-4384 (1070 amino acids)
Cellular component (GO): membrane; cytosol; intracellular membrane-bounded organelle
Molecular function (GO): cholesterol binding
Source: RefSeq, a predicted model, not a curated record